Messenger RNA from Zygosaccharomyces rouxii, 1920 nucleotides. It is a transcript of the gene LAP2, whose product is annotated as bifunctional aminopeptidase/epoxide hydrolase. Gene Ontology annotation, cellular component: cytosol. Gene Ontology annotation, molecular function: metallopeptidase activity; epoxide hydrolase activity; aminopeptidase activity. The record is from RefSeq and is a predicted model, not a curated record. Bases 1 to 1920 code for a protein of 639 amino acids. Gene Ontology annotation, biological process: proteolysis. Lineage: Eukaryota; Fungi; Ascomycota; Saccharomycetes; Saccharomycetales; Saccharomycetaceae. The transcript has a single exon.
AUGCUAUCGAGAUCGACAAAGAACCUCGUGCGCAAGAUGACAUUACCAUCUCUAGUAGAAUCCAGAAGGCCCAAGACUAGCCCAGAUAUCGACCCCUCUACACUUUCCAAUUAUCAACAAUUUCAAAUUCAAAAGACAACAUUGAAUCUUGAAGUAUCAUUCGAUCAAAGAAUCAUUAAUGGUAGUGUUCUUUACCAAUUACGUUCUUUGCAGGCCCAAGAGGAAGCAACUAACAGGUUGUGCCUCGAUACUUCAUAUUUACAGAUCCACAAUGUCACAUUAGGUGGUAGUAAGAAUUUGCAAUGGGAGCUAAAACCACGCCAAGAACCAUUAGGUUCUCAGUUGGUUCUAGAAUAUUCUAAAGACAAGAAUGAAGAACAUUCCUUGCAGAUCGACUUUUCCACUACGGAACGUUGUACUGCGUUACAAUGGCUCAGCGGUAAACAGACCUCCGGUAAACCAUACGUGUUUUCUCAGUUGGAAGCCAUCCACGCACGUUCUUUGUUCCCCUGUUUCGAUACUCCUUCUGUUAAAUCCGUGAUUACGGCAAAUAUCGCAUCGCGUUACCCUGUCGUGUUUUCCGGGAGAAUAGCCGCUGACCCAAGUGAUGGUCAGAAUGGCAAUAAAAUAUACCAUUUUGAACAGCCAGUACCUAUUCCCUUCUAUUUGAUAGGUAUCGCAUCGGGUGAUUUGGAGUCAGCACCUAUCGGACCUCGUUCUUCUGUGUAUACUGAGCCCUUUAGGUUGAAGGAUGCACAAUGGGAAUUUGACGGUGAUGUGGAAAAAUUCAUUCAAGCUGCUGAAAAAAUUGUUUUCCCCUAUGAAUGGGGGACAUAUGAUGUUUUGAUCAAUGUUGAUUCUUAUCCCUAUGGUGGUAUGGAAUCUCCUAAUAUGACUUUUGCUACACCAACUCUGAUUGCACAUGAUAAAUCCAACAUAGAUGUGAUUGCCCAUGAAUUGGCGCAUUCAUGGUCAGGUAACUUGGUAACCAAUUGUUCAUGGAAUCAUUUUUGGUUAAAUGAGGGAUGGACUGUUUAUUUGGAACGUCGUAUUGUAGGUGCGCUUCAUGGUGAGCCUGCUCGUCAUUUGAGCGCCCUCAUUGGGUGGAACGAUUUAUCGGAAUCUAUCAAUGCUAUGUCUGAUCCUGAGAGGUUCUCUAAAUUGUUACAAGAUUUGGGUACCAAAGGUGAUCCCGAUGAAGCAUUUUCAUCCGUACCUUACGAGAAGGGAUUUAAUCUGUUGUUCCAUUUAGAGAACAAGUUAGGUGGGCCCGAAAAUUUUGAUCCGUUUGUCAAACAUUAUUUCCAGAAAUUUGCCAAGCAAUCUUUAGACACUUAUCAAUUUUUGGAUACCCUUUACGAAUUUUAUCAAGAUAAACGUGAGAUAUUAGAUUCGGUAGAUUGGGAAACUUGGUUGUACAAACCAGGUAUGCCACCAAAACCUAAAUUUGAUACUUCAUUGGCUGAUGACGUCUACGAAUUGGCAGGUAAAUGGUUUAAAGCAGCUCAAUCUGGUGAUUACAAUGGAUUUACGCCAGACGAUUUAAACAAAGUUAGUACCGUUCAAUUGGUCUUAUUUUUAGAUACAUUGGUACAAUCUGAGAAUAGCGUAGACUGGUCUAAACACGCAGAUGCUGCAAGACAUUUACUAGAAAUCUACCAUGAAAAGGUCGUUAAUUCACAGAAUGCGGAAAUCGUUUUCAGAAAAUUCAGAUUUCAAGUUGAAUCAAGAAUUGAAGGGUCUUACAAAGAGUUGGCUCAAUGGCUGGGAACAGUAGGUAGAAUGAAAUUCGUUAGACCAGGUUUCAGACUGUUAAACAAGGUGGAUAGGCCAUUGGCACUUGAAACCUUCCAAGAGUUGAAAGACACCUACCAUCCGAUCUGUAAAGCCCUAGUUAAGCAGGACUUAGGUCUUUCGUGA